GAACUCAUACACCAAGAAAGCCUCCAAGAUUACUAGACCGCCAUGUUGGGACAAAGGGCUGUGGAGACCACCAGUACCGCUUCUCAUCCACAUCCAUUUGACAGUUGGCUAGAGGGUGAGAAAACAGGAGCUGCUCUGCUGUUGUCCGGUGUCUUUCUGGCGAUGGUAGGUGUCACCUUCACUGCCAUGGGUUGGCAGCACUUCGAAGCCCACCAGAGCUUUCAGUGGACCCAACUUCUAGGCCCCAUCCUGAUCUCAGUCGGAGGUACCUUCAUGCUUACCAGUGUGUGCAAGUUUACUUUGGUCUCCUGCUGGCCUUGCAGACGACAGGAGGAGGAGGUUUAUGUUAUACCUGUGAGGGAACAAAACUCAAGGGGACAUCCAGUCGUGGUUCAUUCCAUGAACCAGUCGGUCAUGUUGCAGGGCAAUGCAACCAUGCUGUGUAUUCCACCUGCUUAUAACUUUGUCAUUCAGGAAACACAACAAGAAAACGACCCCCAGCCUGGCUGCUCUGUGGGUGGCAAUAACUCAGCGCUUCCGUCGUAUGAAGCUCUUUACUGCUUGGACAACGCAACUUUGACUGCAGAAUCCAGCACACCUCACUGCAGAGAAGCAGGCCAGAGAGGCAGAGUACAGAAGAUGAAAAGUGAAAGAGGACGCCUAGACGGGAAAGAGUCCACCUGUUGUCAACCACCUGCCUAUGAGGACAUUUACCCUUCCUCUACGACACACAAUUCAGCAUAAGGCAAACAAUCUCUUGUUGACGUCAAGCAUUACGCUGAUGACAUUCUUUCUUUUUCUUGUUAAAAGCCAAAAAAUCCUUUUUUUUUUUCAAUUUUUUAUGUGAAAUAGA
Messenger RNA from Cyprinodon variegatus (sheepshead minnow), 853 nucleotides. It is a transcript of the gene tmem174, whose product is annotated as transmembrane protein 174. Lineage: Eukaryota; Metazoa; Chordata; Actinopteri; Cyprinodontiformes; Cyprinodontidae. The transcript has 2 exons. The record is from RefSeq and is a predicted model, not a curated record. The coding region runs from base 43 to 744 and encodes 233 amino acids.